AUGUUCAACCAGUUCGAGCAAGAGGUUAUGCAUCUGACUCUCGUUAAGGGAAGUACUUUCGUCCCUGAAGUAUGGACGUCUCUCUCCCCAGAGUUAAGGCUUUUUAUAGUUACUGGAGAGACAGUCUUUUUGGAUGCUAAGCCUGGUCAAGAACUAACGGUUGAGGUACUCGAAAAGGCUGGAAUAUGGCAUCCCUGUUCCAUUCUUACCGUGGGUUCUCUGUUACGGUUUAUUUGCGCCAAGAUGAUGUUGGACGUUACGUCUCAGUGGGAGAAUACUGAGAAUUAUCCUAUCCUCCUCCCCCUUAAGAUUCCUGCUGAGGAUUCGGCACUGGCGGAGGAAAGGUGUUAUCGUAUGGUUACCCACUCAUUGUAUUUUACGGCCUUGAGGAUAUUGACUAUGUAUAAGGUUCUCUUUUAUAGGACUUUACACAUAUAUUUCAAGUCGGUUAAGAGCUAUUGUAUGGUGAACCGCUUGGAAGGUCAUACUUUUGAUACUAUUGCUCAGCAAGCUUGGAAAAGGUAUGAGUCUGAGAUGUUCUAUAUUGAGACGGAAGGUCCUGAUGAUAAGUGUUUCUAUAGGGCUCUCACAGUUGCUGAGACAAGGUUCUGCCGUGUUCGUGAUGGAGAAGAAGAGGCCUAUCCUAUGGAUGGUUCAGCUAUGGCUAUUCCGUGGGAGACUAAGGGUGACCAUGAUGAGACGCUUCAGCAAAUCGCUAGAGAUCCUAAGAAUGGUUAUGUUGAUUCUGCUACUAAAGAACCUACUAGGGUGGUUGAUGAAGCUACUGUCGCUACUAUUACUAGUAAUGAUGCUAAGGUUACAACCCCCCAGGUGGAGGUGACUGGUAAUGAUGGUUCUUCCUCUAAGUGGGACAAAAACUGGUAUGGUUCUUCCUCUAAGUGGAGUGGAGGAUGGUAUAAUACUACCGGUUCGGCUUCUAAGUACAAGGGUAACUGGUAUGAGACUCCUCAGUCCGAGAGUAAGGGUCUUCCCCAACCUGUAUGGGAAUCUUCGGCUAUUGUUACUAAUGAUAAAGAAGCGCAAGGUGGUUCCAGCUGUUCUAAGAGUGUAUUUUUGAGUGAUGUCAUGAAGUCCACUUAUGAAGGAAGUUCGGUUGAAGUAAAGUCUUCAGAGAAGGGUAAGAAGAAAAAGUCGAAGAAGAAGAAGUCUAAAGGGUCUAAAGAUGAAGGUUCUUCAAGCUCUUCUAGUUCUUCAAGUAGCAGUAGUGAUGAAUAA
Messenger RNA from Perkinsus marinus ATCC 50983, 1236 nucleotides. RefSeq lists its product as hypothetical. The coding region runs from base 1 to 1236 and encodes 411 amino acids. The record is from RefSeq and is a predicted model, not a curated record. Lineage: Eukaryota; Perkinsozoa; Perkinsida; Perkinsidae. The transcript has a single exon.